UCUCCCUCCGCGCGUUGAGAUUCUCUCAAAGUGUCAAAGAAGGCAUGGUUCACGCCAAACCAGAGGAAGAAGCCCAGAAGAUGGACGGAGAAAGGAAAAGGGUUUGCUCCGAUGCCGAUUCCGGUGGCGAUAAUCGUUACGAUGGUUGUGGAAGAUCGGGAUUGUGGGAAGGAUUGGACCCGGAGAUACUGGCUUUGAUUUUCGUUAGAAUCCCAGCAGAGCAAUUGGUUGGGGAGGUCCAACUCGUCUGCAAAUCGUGGCGAGAAGCCAUCGCCGGUCCUUACUGUUGGACCAACAUUGAUGUUGAACAAUGGUGCCGCCGGUGCAGCAACACCGAUGUUAGCGAUUGUUUAGUUCGCCGCCUCGUCCGUCGUAGCAGAGGAACUGUUCGACUCCUCUCUGCUUACAAGCUUGGCGACUCUGGUUUCUCUUACGUCGCCAACUGUGGGAGAUACUUGAAGGUAUUGAAGAUUCCAAUGAGCGAGGUGACCGACAGAAUAGUGGAGAAACACGCUGAGUCGCUUUCAAAAGUGGUGUUCUUGGAUAUCAGUUACUGUUUGAAGAUCACUUGCAAAGGUCUUGCUGCUUUGGGGAUGCACUGCAAGUCUUUGGUUCAUUUGAGGAGGAACAUGCCGCCUCCGGAGCUACAGUGGCCCGCACAAGUGGCUUCGCAGGUAGACGACGAGGAGGCCAUGGUUAUUGCGGAUACAAUGCCAGGGCUCUGUGAACUUGAGCUUGGAUAUGGCCGCUUCGGCGAUUGCGGUCUUGAUGCCAUCCUGACCAAAUGUCAGUCCCUCACUCACCUCGACAUUCUUGGGUGCUGGAGUGUGAAAUUGGAAGGCGAUCUUGAGGAGAAAUGCCAAAGUCUCGCAUUCUUCAAGAGCCCUUGGGAUGCCAAUGAUGAUUUAUCAGUAUCCGAAGAUGGUAGUGAUGCUGAAGAGGAUGCCUCAGUAUUCUCACCUUCGGACUCAGAACAGAGUGAUGCAUAGUUUACCCGUUGGUCAUCUCCUUUUUGUCUUUUGACUUUUGGUAAAUUGGACUCAGAACAGAGUGAUGCACAGCUUACCCGUUCCUCAUCUCCUUUUGGUCUUUUGACUUUUUCUGAAUGGGACUGGAUACCUAUCCCUGCUCUGAUGAGGUUUUAGUUCUUGGAUUACAUACUGUUCUUUGUUUGAUUUUGCUUUCUUUUGGUGAUGGUGGGGGUAUCUGAUAAAUACUGAAGGUAUGCCAAAGGUGUAUGGUAGUUGCAUGUAGAACAUGUUUUGUUUAAUCUUUUUGGAAGAUGUCAAGAACCAAGCGCCCAUUCAAGUUUC
Macadamia integrifolia is the source of this 1313-nucleotide messenger RNA. RefSeq names its product F-box protein FBW2-like. Gene Ontology annotation, molecular function: protein binding. The transcript has 2 exons. The record is from RefSeq and is a predicted model, not a curated record. Lineage: Eukaryota; Viridiplantae; Streptophyta; Magnoliopsida; Proteales; Proteaceae. The coding region runs from base 45 to 989 and encodes 314 amino acids.